GGACUAUGACCAUCAAUCUGUUUCGUGUGAAAAUGAAACUCCAUUUAGUGUUGAGAGGACUUUAAACAUUUCAGGAGAAAAACACAGUGAGAUAUGACUUCCAAAAUGAGUGUGUCUAGAGAAGAGGACACACAGAAAGAAAAGAGUCUGAUUCCAGGUAAGAGAUCAGAUUCACCUGUACCUAGCUGUGUAUCCAUGAAGAGUGACCAGUCAAUGGGACAUCCAGUGCAAUUCAGUGACAGAGACAGUACUACUGAUCUGAGGCUAGUAGAGUGUAAGAAGUCAGACUCCCCUGAACCCAGCUGUGUGUCCAUGAAGAGCGACUGGUCAAUGGAGCAUCCAAUAACCUUCAGAGACUUCAGAGAUUUUUCUGCUGAUGUGAGACUCCAAGAGAAUAAGUUGGAUACCACCUACCGAAGUAAUUUGGAGUCCAUAUUCAAGAAUCUGGAGCACAAAGUCAUCACUCUGAUAAAGAAUGAGCUGAAGAGAUUUAAGAAGCUCCUGAGUCCAGAUUACCCAGCAUGCUCUGAGAGGGAGGUGGAGGAUGAGGAGGAUCAGAGCAGUGUCAGAGAGGGAGCGCUGAAGAUCACACUGCACGUCCUGAAGAACAUGAACCACACAGAUCUCGCUAACACACUGCAGAACAGAUUUGUCUCUGUGUACCAGCAAAAACUCAAAUCCAAACUGAGAGAGAAAUGUAAAAGAAUUAAUGAAGGAAUCUCACAGCAUGGAAGCUCAGCACUUCUGAAUGAGAUCUACACAGAUCUCUACAUCACAGAGGGUUGGAGUGGAGACGUCAAUAAUGAACAUGAGGUGAGACAGAUUGAGACAGCGUCCAGGAGACCAGCAACACAGGAGACACCCAUCAAAUGUAAUGAGCUCUUUAAAGACAAGUCCAUCAGAAGUGUGCUGACUAAAGGAGUUGCUGGAAUUGGAAAAACAGUCUCUGUGCAGAAGUUCAUUCUGGACUGGGCCAAAGGAAAAGCAAAUCAGGAUGUCACCUUCAUGUUUCCACUUCCCUUUAGGGAGCUGAAUUUGAUGAAGCAGAAAAAUCUCAGUCUGAUGAUUCUUCUUCAUCACUUUUUCCCAGAAAUAAAAGAAUUACAAUUAAUAGACUGUAAUGUUCACAAAGUGAUAUUCAUCUUUGAUGGUCUGGAUGAGUGUCGACUUCCUCUAAAUUUCCAGAACAAUGAGAGAUUGUGUGAUGUGACAGAGUCAGCCUCAGUGGAUGUGCUGCUGACAAACCUCAUCAAGGGGAAUCUGCUUCCCUCUGCUCUCCUCUGGAUAACCUCUCGACCAGGAGCAGCCAAUCAGAUCCUUCCUGAGUGUGUAGACCAGUUAACAGAGGUACGAGGGUUCAAUGAUCCUCAGAAAGAGGAGUACUUCAGGAAGAGGAUCAGUGAUCAGAGCCUGGCCAAUAAAAUCAUCACACACAUGAAGUCUUCAAGAAGCCUCUACAUCAUGUGCCACAUCCCAGUCUUCUGCUGGAUCUCAGCCACUGUUCUAGAGAGAAUGUUGGGUGAAGCAGAGAGUGGAAAGAUCCCCAAGACUCUGACUCAAAUGUUUACACACUUCCUGAUCUUUCAGAUCAAACACAAGGACCAAAAAUACCAUCAGAAAUGUGACUCUGAUCCUCAGCAGACCAGAGAGAGUAUCCUGGCACUGGGAAAACUGGCUUUCCAACAGCUGGAGAAAGGAAACCUGAUCUUCUAUGAGGAAGACCUGAGAGAGUGUGGCAUUGAUGUCAGAGAAGUGUCAGUGUACUCAGGAGUGUGUACCCAAAUCUUCAGAGAGGAGUUUGGGCUUCACCUUGGGAAGGUGUUUAGCUUUGUACAUCUGAGUGUUCAGGAGUUUCUGGCCGCUUUAUAUGAAUUUCUCUCUUUCAUCAGCAGAAAUCUUGGAAAACAACAAACCUGGUUUGGUCUUUUCAGGAAGUUAAACAUGUCUGAUUUCCUAAGGAGUGCAGUGGACAAGGCCUUACAGAGUGAGAAUGGACACCUGGACCUGUUCCUCCGUUUCCUUCUGGGUCUCUCACUGGAGUCCAAUCAGACUUUCUUACAAGACCUAAUGCCCCAGACAGGAAGCAUCUCUCACAGCAAACAGGAAAUAGUUGAAUACAUCAAGAAGAAAAUCAGAGAGAAUCCAGCUCCAGAGAAAUCCAUCAAUCUGUUCCACUGUCUGAAUGAACUGAAUGAUCAUUCUCUAGUGCAGGAAGUCCAACAUUACCUGAAUAGAGGAGAUGAUGGUCAUCUCAGAGGAGUCAGACUCUCUCCUGCUCAGUGGUCAGCUCUGGUGUUUGUGUUGCUGAACUCAGAAGAGAAUCUGGAUGAGUUUGUUUUGAGUAAAUAUGACAAAUCCGAAGAAUGUCUUCUAAAGCUCCUUCCAGUAGCCAAAGCAUCCAGAAUAGCUGUGCUGUGGAAGUGUAAUCUCACAGAGGAAAGCUGUAGAGCUCUGUCCUCAGUUCUCAGCUCAAACUCCUCCAGUCUGAGAGAACUGGACCUGAGUGAGAAUAACUUGCAGGAUUCAGGAGUGAAGCUGCUCUCUGCUGGACUGGAGAAUCCACACUGUACACUGGAGACACUGAGGCUGUAUCGCUGUAACUUGACAGAGGAAAGCUGUAGAGCUCUGUCCUCAGUUCUCAGCUCAAACUCCUCCAGUCUGAGAGAACUGGACCUGAGUGACAAUAAACUGCAGGAUUCAGGAGUGAAGCUGCUCUCUGCUGGACUGGAGAAUCCACACUGUACACUGGAGAUACUGAGGCUGUAUCAGUGUAAUCUCACAGGGGAAAGCUGUAGAGCUCUGUCCUCAGUUCUCAGCUCAAACUCCUCCAGUCUGAGAGAACUGGACCUGAGUGACAAUAACCUGCAGGAUUCAGGAGUGAAGCUGCUCUCUGCUGGACUGGAGAAUCCACACUGUACACUGGAGACACUGAGGCUAGAAUGGUGCUGUAUUACAGAUAAAGAUUGUGCUGUUCUGGCUUCAGCUCUGAGGUCAAACCCCUCAUCACACCUGAGAGAACUGAAUCUAAAAUACAAUAAACCAGGAGAAUCAGGCGUGAAGCUGCUCUCUGAUCUACUGAAUAAUCCACACUUUAAACUGGAGAAACUACAAUUCAAGACAUUAACGUGAUCUGUUCUGACUCUCAAACACAGAGGAUUAUUAGAACAAGAGGAAUUUUUACAGCAGGAAGCUACUCAAAGAACAGAUGUUAAAGCUGAAGCUCUGAUAUCUUUCUUGUCUCACUUAGUUAUAAUAAUGAAGUUAAGAUUUUGCUUUUAUUAUGUUUGUUCUGGUUAAUCAGAUGUACAACUUUAUGACUUCUCUGAUUAAUUGUAAAUCAACAAACCAGGUAAGAUAAAUACAGUAUAUUAUACUACAGCCAA
Molecule: messenger RNA, 3383 nt
Organism: Pangasianodon hypophthalmus (striped catfish)
Lineage: Eukaryota; Metazoa; Chordata; Actinopteri; Siluriformes; Pangasiidae
Product: NACHT, LRR and PYD domains-containing protein 3-like
Exons: 12
Coding region: 94-3129 (1011 amino acids)
Molecular function (GO): protein binding
Source: RefSeq, a predicted model, not a curated record